Messenger RNA from Lingula anatina, 2056 nucleotides. RefSeq names its product HEAT repeat-containing protein 3. Gene Ontology annotation, biological process: ribosomal large subunit biogenesis; protein import into nucleus. NCBI's taxonomy places the organism in Eukaryota, Metazoa, Brachiopoda, Lingulata, Lingulida, Lingulidae. The record is from RefSeq and is a predicted model, not a curated record.
GAAAGCCUUGUAAUGAGAUGCUGGUAGCUGACAAAGGUUUUGUUAAGACAAGAACCUACAUGUGUUCAGUAUGAUUAGGUUGUUAUUCAACUCUAUAUUUCAGAGAUGUAUUGCAGAGAUGUGUUGGGUUUCUUUUUUAUUUGAAUAGGUAAUCUUUACCACUAACUGUUUGCGUUUCUGCAAGGAGGAUGUAUGUUUUUUCUGUUGAAAUUAUCUUUGCUUCCACUUCCAUUGUAUUUUGUAUUGUAUUGUAUUUUGUAUUGUAUUGUAGAAUAUCUUUGUAAAAGAUGAUACUUCAGGUUAUAUAUGUGCUAUUUUUCAAGUCUAUGAAUGGCACAGCAGAAGGUGGGGCCAUGGAAAAUGGAGCAGGGGAUGGAGGAAAAGAUGAAAAGAAGCACACAAAGAAUGGAUUGGAGAAAGAAUUAAAUGAAUUAGAAUGCCUUUUGACUGCCCAGAGGACAGCUUUGGAGAUUAUCACUAAUCUCUGUUGUACAGAUGAUGAGGAAGAAGUGUGGGAGGACCUUGACAGCAGUGAUGCCAGCUCUGAUGAAAUGUUAACAGCAGAUGUUGAUAUGGAGGGAUCUGAUGAAACAGUAUUAAGUCAUCUCUGUGUCCAGUCUGAAGUUCACGGUGCUUUUGUUGGUAAUAAUCUUGUUCCUAGGGUGAUGUGCAAAACUAAUUUCCCCAGUGCUGAAGUUCACACAAUAUUAAGCGGAUAUGGGAGGGGGAAGAAAUUGUUGAAAAGUAUUGAAGUCCUGCAGUCCCGCUCCCUGUUGUGUGUCAGUAACAUGGUCAGUGGUAUGGACAUUGAGGCACUUGGAGGGAUGGACAAGCUGCACUUAAUUUGGGAAAACCUCUCCCAACUUGCUCUUAAUAAACAAGCUGUAGAGAGUGCAGAUCUGUUGGAAGCUGUCACCAGUGCCAUGAGAGCAACUAUACAGAAACUGGCUGAACACAAGUCUCCUAAGUUCUCCAGUGUUGUCCCCAGCGACCUCCAGUUUGUGUUUGAGCUGGGACAGCAGAGCAGUCAUCCCCCAGUCAAGGCCAAUGCUGUGAGGAUAUUGUCCACUAUUGGUUGUCUGCUUGCCAAACAGAUGGAGCCACAUAGCCUGCUUAAGAAUAUUGGCACAUUUCUUGUGGAAAUAGUGAGCAAGGACCAGGAGUUGUGGGUGGUUGCCGAGGCGCUGGACGCCAUCUUCGAUGUAUUUGCGGAGGAUCAUCUGGACUCAGUUGUCAGGGAGAUAGGGUUAACAGACAAACUCAAGGCUGUGGCACCACAGCUGAAGGCUAAGAUUCAUCAACAGAAGAGAAGCCUAGGAGACCAUCUCCCUAUCAUCAUGACAGCAAGGACAAAUCUGAUGCGGUUCAUCAAGUACAAAUCUUGACCAGGAGAUUGACUUAAAGAUUUUUUUUUUUUCCUUCUAAUAGUGACUUAAAACUCAGCAGUCAUUUGGAUCAGAGAAAUAAUUGAAGUAUAGUACUUCAAGUUUCAUUAUUUUCUGUAACAUGCAAUUUUUUCAUUCUUUUUAUAUAGUCCCAAUGGAUGAUUUAUGUGUUAUCAGAAAAGACUGGCGUUGAAUGUGUGGGCAUUAUUAGCAUUUUGCAGAGGUCUCAAUGGAUUAUUACUGUAUGCAAAAUCAGUAUUGAUAAGAAGUGUUGCCUCAAUUUUUGUCUUCAUCUUUUCCUAUGUUUCUCUUGAUUUCAAGAGCAAGAUAUUAUUUUCGUAAUGAGAUCUGAAAAGCUUAUGGUUUCAUUUCAUCCAAUAAUUUACAAGCAAUUCAUGUAUUUAUUGUCUUUUUUCUUUUGUUUUGGUGAAACAUGAAUUUGGCUCAAAUUUGUGAUAAAUAUAAUCCUAGUUUUGUUGUUUAGGAUCCAUGUGGAUAUAACAUGUGUAAAGUGUGUGAGGAUCCUUACUGUUAAUAACUGGAUUUGCACACAAUGAUUAUUUUAAGGAAUUGUUUUUAAAUGAUAAGCCAUGCAACUUGAUAUGUUAAUGUUAAGGUCAUUUUAUUGUUAACUUAUUGUUAUUAUAUCCAUCAAGCAAUUGAACCUUUUG